Molecule: messenger RNA, 726 nt
Organism: Lymnaea stagnalis (great pond snail)
Lineage: Eukaryota; Metazoa; Mollusca; Gastropoda; Lymnaeidae
Source: the annotation of a GenBank genome assembly
UAUCUUGUGACUUUUUCUACGUACGUGACCAGCGUUCUCGCAGCGUAUGUCGCCAUUGAACGGUGUCUUUGCGUGACCAUGCCUCUAAAGGUGAAAUGGAUGCUCACGCGAAAAGUUUCUUUCGUAGUGUGCAGCCUGGUGUCGUUUGUCGUGUUUGGUUGCUUUGUGGUCGUUUUCGGCAUUUAUGACAUCGUUUGGGUCUGGGACCCCAGCUACAACGCGUCGGUCGCCGUCUACCAGUACAACGCUUUCUCUACCCAGCACACCGAGGCUCUCUUCGGCUACUACAAUCUCUCAGGCACGCUCUGGCCAAUGGCCAGUCUUGUCGUCAUCGUCAUUUCCGCUGUCGUCAUCUCAGUCAAACUCCGCCAGGCUUCUGAGUUUCGAAACCAGCAUCACAACGGCGGGAUGGUCAAGGACAGUCGUGAAUCAGGUGCCCCUAACAACGGUCAAGCCAACCCGAACCCCAAGGCCAGCCGCGACCAAAAAGUCGUAAAGAUGCUGCUGGUCAUUAUAGUCCUCUACAUUAUUAAUUUGAGUCCCCGCGUUGCCCACUUCCUGGCCAAGUAUUUGAUCACAGAGUACUACUAUCUCCGUGCGUACCACAACCUGGCAACUGCCAUGGCAUACAUUGUGCUUUUCUUCGACUAUCUCAAUGCUUCUGUUGGUCUCUUUGUGUUUUUGUCAAUGAGCUCCACCUUUAGGGCCACGUACAAAAAACUGUUC